CCACGAGUGAACUAACUAAUAAAUUCUUCUCGCGAUGGGGACCGCAGUGGGAUAUGCACUGAGAAAACUUUUUGUUUAUCUAUCAGCUGUUGCCAUGAUAUUAUUUGCGCUCGCGCAGAUGACUCUGUUGAAACUCCUGUCAUUCGUUUCCCCGGGACUGAUGAAGAAAAUCCAUCUUAAAAUGGGAGAGAAGUUUACGAUGACCCAAAAUCCCAAUUUCAAAUACGAAGACUGGGGUCCGAGUUUCUUUUCUCUGGCGUUCAUUAAAACAGUGCUCUCCGUGAACUGGUGCUCGCUGGGCCUGGGAGCGUUCGAGGGCCACGCGGCUCCAGACACAGCUGUAUUCACCCUGGACGGACAGAAGUCGAGCAUUCAUCGUUUUCUUAAAGGGAACCGUCCACUGGUUCUGAGUUUCGGAAGCUGCACAUGACCCCCAUUUCUCUACAAGCUUGAUGAGUUCAAACAACUUGUCAAGGACUUCAGUGAUGUGGCAGAUUUCCUCGUGGUUUACCUUGCAGAGGCGCAUGCGACUGAUGCUUGGGCCUUUGCAAACAACGUCGACAUCAGAGUCCACAAAACUUUGGAGGAGAGACUGGCUGCAGCCCAGACCCUGGUCAAAAAAGAUCCCCUCUGCCCUGUGGUAGUGGAUGACAUGACCAACAUCACUGCCAGCAAAUACGGAGCCCUGCCUGAGCGCCUCUAUGUCAUUCAGAGUGGGAAAGUUUUCUAUCAGGGUGGCAUCGGACCUUGGGGGUACAACCCUGAAGAGGUUCGAAAAGUUCUGGAGAAAAUUGAAUAAACAGAAAAAAAUAUAUAAGUGUUCUAUUCAUGGUUGCAUUUAUAUAUUUGCACUUUUAUGAAAUUCUAUAGCCUGAACAAAUUUUAUGAGUCCUUGUGUUUGCUUGUGACAGAUACAGAUGAAACCAGCUGGUCUCUGUACCUCGAUGUUUUAAACACAAGGGGAUGUAAAAUGUAAGUAGGUGACAGUAUCUUUAGCAUACAAUUUUUAAAGGAACAUAUAUGUACAUUUUCUUUAAUAAACCAUUUUUUUUACUUCAAUGUAAAUGCAUAAUUAUCAUACAGUAUCAGCAUUGUAUUC
Carassius carassius (crucian carp) is the source of this 1099-nucleotide messenger RNA. RefSeq names its product type I iodothyronine deiodinase-like. Lineage: Eukaryota; Metazoa; Chordata; Actinopteri; Cypriniformes; Cyprinidae. The record is from RefSeq and is a predicted model, not a curated record. The transcript is spliced from 4 exons. Gene Ontology annotation, molecular function: thyroxine 5'-deiodinase activity.